Cyanidioschyzon merolae strain 10D is the source of this 735-nucleotide messenger RNA. RefSeq lists its product as hypothetical. The record is from RefSeq and is a predicted model, not a curated record. Bases 1 to 735 code for a protein of 244 amino acids. The transcript has a single exon. Gene Ontology annotation, molecular function: protein phosphatase inhibitor activity. Gene Ontology annotation, biological process: regulation of signal transduction. NCBI's taxonomy places the organism in Eukaryota, Rhodophyta, Bangiophyceae, Cyanidiales, Cyanidiaceae.
AUGCCUGCAGUACAGUCGCACGGUGGAGUGAAACGUGAGCAGUCCCUGAGACCGAUCCUGAAAGACUCCAAGAGCUGCGUGUCGUGCAGUACAGACCAUGAGAAUGACGCUGAAGUUGAUAACGUCAUCGGUGGCAGGGUAGAGUUAGCUACUGCGCCUUUACCAGUGGAGGCGGACGCUGACCCUGAGGCUCACAGGGAACCGCGAAACCGGAAGCACAUCCACUUCGACGAGGGCAACUUGCAGGAAAACGAGGCGGAGCGGUUGCGUGUGGAGCGAAUGCUCAUCGACGAGCCGAAAACACCGUAUCACGAACCGUUUGCAGAGUCGCAUACAGGGCUGGGUUCGCUUUCCGCAAGCGAAGGAUCCGAGUCCGAGUACAUCGGCCGAGGAUGUUUCAUUCAGACGCAUGCUUCCCAAUGCGGAUCUGCGGACGGCCGUCAUGCUCCCCAAAUCAACGGUGCUGGCAUGACGUUUCUCUCUCGAAGCUCGUCGACAGAUUCUUCGAGUUCUCAUACGAGUGGGCGCCGUUUGUCGCAUGAAGAAUUCGAAGAAAAACGAAGGAGUCUGUACAGCAACGAGUACCGCAUGAUUCGACUCUACCGACAACAGUCGCUCGAUUCUGACACAGACGACUCCGCGAGCGGUACCGAGGGAGCGAGCUCCGCGAGCAAAGCGUCCCAAAGGCGCGCUGAGCCUCCAGAGCGUGCACGCGACGGCAAAAAUGCCAUCUGA